AAGGAUCAUCCUAAUCCUGGACAAAGUUUUCAGGGAGCUCACCGGACAGCUUACCUUCCAAAUAACCCUGAAGGGAAAGAUGUAGCUAAGCUCCUGAGAAGGGCGUUUGAUGCUAAACUCGUAUUUACUGUCGGAACAUCAACAACAUCUGGGUGCUCAAAUGUAGUUACAUGGAACGAUAUUCAUCACAAAACCAGUGUACAUGGUGGACCAGAACGAUAUGGUUAUCCUGAUCAGACUUACUUGAAGCGGGUAAAGGCAGAACUUGCUGCCAAAGGCAUUGAGUGAGGACGCCAUAGAGGUGUUUAUCCAAAGCCAUUGGUUGUGAUCAGCAGUAACAUACCUAUGGGGGCUCAUGGGAAAGUGGAGGGGGGUAAGGUUGCAGUGUAGUAGCUGAAGAAAGGAAGUGAUAUACUGUAAUAUGAAUUUUAACUACUUAUAUCAAAUUCCCAAUGGGAAGGUGUCUGAGGCUUUCUCCCCCACCAUCCACUGCCCAUAGUUAUGCAAAGGGUGGAAACAACUAAUGGACAAAUAAAUACUUUAUAGACAAACUGACAGACAUAGAUUUUGUUUAUUUUAUUUUAUUAAAAGCAGAACCAGUCUGAAAUCAAAGUAUGAAUGGAUAGAAUAUUAUUUGUUUUUUAUUUUUAAAGUUUGUUCAAUAGUACUUACAAAAUGUAUAAAAAAAUAAUGUAAAAGAUUAAUAACAUUGCAACACAUAUUAUUUGGUGUCAUUAUCUAUGGCUAGAUUCUUUUCAUCAUUUUGGUUUUCCUUAUACAGCAUUUAGCAUGUAUAAUUCUAUUAAUUUUUUGUUCAGCAUAUAGCCUUUUGAAAGAACAAAUAAAGCGCUGUUCUGUGGUGGAUCCUAGGAAUGGCAAAAACGGUAACUCCCUCCUCUCCCAACCCAGGCAGCCUACAAAAGAUCACUAAACAAGUUUCAAAUCAGCACUGUUAGACAAUUGCCUUGUGUAUCCUGUUUAUAAAACGUGUGUAAUGAACGCUAUAUGGUUUAUAUAUGCUCAUAUUAUUAUCAUUAUUAUUAUUAGUUUUAGUAUUAUUAAAAUGGGUAAUUAAACACAUUUUGUAUUUUCUAAGUCAUUUCAAACUAGCUACAGGAUUAGAACUAGCUAUAAGGUUAGAACUCUACACCCUCAAAACCAUUGCAAAACUGGUUUGAGCUCAGCACCGUCGAGUGAUUUUUCAUAUUUGUUUUUUAUUUCAUAAUUUUGUAUAUAUAUUAUUAUUUUGUUUUUUCUUUCUAAUUUCAAUAUCAGUUUUAAAUGUCAAUGAGGAAAAACCCUAUGUUGUUUUACAAACAGACAUAGUAAGUCUUGUUAUUUCUAUUAAUAUAAUAAUUCCUAGAAAUUCUAUACCUAUUAUGCAAUCCCUCCUGGAUAACUUAAAUGAAUGGUGUUUUCUUAAUCAGAUGGUACCCAAACCUUCUAAAUGUCACAUCCUUACUAUAAAUUUUUUGUAGCAUAAAACUCCUGAAAUGAUUUUGCCGAAUUUUACCCUAAAUGGAUCAGUACUUGAUGUAGUUGAUCAUAUCCGAUUACUGGGUGUAAUUAUUCAAAGUAAUCUUAAGUGGGAUCUC
Molecule: messenger RNA, 1595 nt
Organism: Anneissia japonica
Lineage: Eukaryota; Metazoa; Echinodermata; Crinoidea; Comatulida; Comatulidae
Product: probable E3 ubiquitin-protein ligase DTX3
Exons: 2
Biological process (GO): Notch signaling pathway; protein ubiquitination
Source: RefSeq, a predicted model, not a curated record